This is a messenger RNA of Trichoderma citrinoviride, 1119 nucleotides long. RefSeq names its product 3-deoxy-7-phosphoheptulonate synthase. Gene Ontology annotation, molecular function: 3-deoxy-7-phosphoheptulonate synthase activity. Gene Ontology annotation, cellular component: cytoplasm. The transcript has 4 exons. Gene Ontology annotation, biological process: aromatic amino acid biosynthetic process. The record is from RefSeq and is a predicted model, not a curated record. NCBI's taxonomy places the organism in Eukaryota, Fungi, Ascomycota, Sordariomycetes, Hypocreales, Hypocreaceae. Bases 1 to 1119 code for a protein of 372 amino acids.
AUGUCUACCUUCUACAUCGAGAACAAAAACGUCGGCAACCAGGCCGACUCAGAAGAUUGGCGCAUCCGCGGCUACAACCCUCUGACGCCCCCCGACCUGCUGCAGCACGAGAUCCCCCAAACCACCGAGUCCAAAAAGACCGUCAUCGACGGCCGCAACGAGGCCGUGGCCAUUGUCAAUGGCAAGGACCCCAAGCACCGCCUGCUCAUCGUUGUGGGCCCUUGCUCGAUCCACGACCCCGAGGCCGCCCUCGCCUACUGCGACCUGCUCCUCAAGGCCAAGGAGAAGCACAAGGACGAGCUGCUCAUCGUCAUGCGGUCGUACCUCGAGAAGCCGCGCACGACGGUCGGCUGGAAGGGCCUCAUCAACGACCCGGACAUUGACGGCAGCUUCAAGAUCAACAAGGGGCUGCGGCUGUCGCGCCAGCUCUUUGUCGACCUGACGAGCAAGGGCAUGCCCAUUGCGAGCGAGAUGCUGGACACCAUCUCCCCGCAGUUCUUGGCCGACUUGCUGAGCGUGGGCGCCAUUGGCGCGCGCACGACGGAGAGCCAGCUUCACCGUGAGCUGGCCAGUGGCCUGAGCUUCCCCGUCGGCUUCAAGAACGGCACCGACGGUUCGCUCGGCGUCGCCAUCGAUGCCAUGGGCGCCGUCAGACACCCCCACCACUUCCUCUCCGUCACCAAGCCUGGCGUCGUUGCCAUUGUCGGCACAACAGGCAACGAGGACUGCUUCGUCAUCCUGCGCGGCGGCACCAAGGGCACAAACUACGAUCCUCAGAGCAUCGCCGAGGCCAAGGCAGCACUGGACAAGAAGGGGGCGCCUCCGAGGUUGAUGAUCGACUGCAGCCACGGCAACUCACUCAAGGAUCACAAGAACCAGCCCAAGGUUGCCAGUGUCGUCGCCGAACAGGUUGCCAAGGGCGAGACUGCCAUCAUGGGCCUCAUGAUUGAGAGUAACAUUAACGAGGGCAACCAAAAGGUACCGGAGGAGGGCAAGUCCGGGCUCAAGUACGGCGUCAGCAUCACAGAUGCAUGCAUCAACUGGGCAGAUACCGAAGCGGUGCUCGACAACCUGGCCGAGGCCGUCAAACAGAGGAGAAAGGUCUUGGGAAUCAAUUAG